This is a messenger RNA of Aspergillus costaricaensis CBS 115574, 1257 nucleotides long. Its product is annotated as intradiol ring-cleavage dioxygenase. The record is from RefSeq and is a predicted model, not a curated record. Gene Ontology annotation, molecular function: ferric iron binding; oxidoreductase activity, acting on single donors with incorporation of molecular oxygen, incorporation of two atoms of oxygen. The coding region runs from base 62 to 1192 and encodes 376 amino acids. Lineage: Eukaryota; Fungi; Ascomycota; Eurotiomycetes; Eurotiales; Aspergillaceae. The transcript has 5 exons.
CUCAUCACCGCUCAUUUUCUACCUCCAAUCUCUUCCCUCAUUUCAGUUGAUAUCCAUCAAGAUGGUCCAGCUUAACACGCUCCUUACCGGCCUGGCUGGCCUUGCCAGCGUCGUCUCUGCUCAUCCCGGCCACGAUAUCCGUGCCGAAGCUGCUGAGCGCGCUGCCUUCAUGAAGCGUGCUCCUCGUAGUCUGAGCGACUGCUCUGCGAAGCUCAAGGCCCGCGGCCUUGAGAAGCAGAGCAUUGCUCGUCGCGAGAACGCUGUGAAUGCCAUUCGCCAGAAGAGGGGCCUGCAGACCCACGCUCCCCUUCUCAAGGCUCGUGACCUUGACACCAUCCUUAACACCACCCACCACUCGUCUCUGAACGUGAACCCCGAGACCGACCCCAACGUCCUCUUUGCCUCCAACGCCACCUGUGUUCUUGGCCCGGAUGUCACCCAGGGUCCUUACUAUGUGACUGGCGAGCUCAUCCGCAACGACAUCACCGAGACCCAGGAGGGUGUGCCUCUCUACCUGGACAUCCAGCUCAUUGACACCAGCACCUGCGAACCCGUCCCUGAAAUCUACAUUGACAUCUGGCACUGCAACGCUACUGGUGUCUACUCUGGCGUGGCUGCCUCCGGCAACGGUGACUCCAGCGACACCUCCAACCUGGACGCCACUUUCCUCCGCGGUAUCCAGCAGACCGACUCUGAUGGUGUCGUGCAGUUCAACUCCAUCUUCCCCGGCCACUACACCAGCCGUGCUACUCACAUUCACGUUCUCUCCCACUCCCCCAACGAGACUACUGCUCUCCCCAACAACACCAUCUCCGGUCUCUACACCUCCCACGCCAACUACGUCGGCCAGCUCUUCUUCGACCAGGACCUGAUCACCAAGGUCGAGGCCACCAGCCCCUACAGCACCAACACCCAGGAGCUCACUGAGAACGCUGAUGACAGCAUCCUCUCUGAGGAGGCCGACACCAUUGACCCCUUCGUUGAGUAUGUCCUCCUCGGUGACGAUGUGAGUGACGGUGUCUUCGGAUGGAUCUCCCUCGGUAUCGACGUCUCUGAGAACAGCGAGAUCACUCCUGCUGCGGAGUACACUGCUGAUGGUGGUGUCGAGAACGACUCCUCCAGCUCUGGUAUGGGCGGUGGCGGUGGCUCUGCCCCUAGCAGCAGCGGCGCCGCCCCCAGUGCUUCUGCUUAAGUUUUGAUUUGUGUGAGUUGACGGUGAGGUGUUGUUUGUACUUGGUUUUUGCAGAUGUAGGAUAG